AUGGGAAAAAAAGAUGCAUUUAUAGAUAAAAAUAAAGCAAUAACAUUCAAAUUAACACAUCGUGAUAACGAUGAUCCUUUUUACUAAAAAUAAGCAUAAUCAGGCUAAAAUGUAGAAACUGAUAGAGUUUUUGAACUAACAUAAAUGCCAAAUAUGGAAAUAUUAACAGAAGAAGAAUAAAAGAAGUUUUCAAGUUUACUUAGUUCAUUUACAGAUUAAGAUUAAGGAAAAUUCAAAUAAAAAAAAUAAGAAUAAAAUUCAAAAUUUUGGAUUCCUCCUGAAAUUCGUGAGAAAUUAGGUACAAAUUAGUUAUGGAUAGACUAAUUAAAAAACAAAUAAUAGUAAAAUUAAGAUGAUUAAUAUGAAUAUGAAGUAGAAGAAUUAGAAGAGAUUGAAGAAAGCUAUAAUACAGAAGAUGAAGAAUUCGAUGAAAAUUAAAUUUUUGAUGAAGAAGAUGAAAGAGAAUAAGAAGAAGAUGAAGAAGAAAUAUAAAAAAAAGAAGAAUAAGCUUUUCCAGAUUUAUAAUGUAAAGAUUUUCCUGAAUUUACUUUUUAAUCAGAAUAUUAAAAAAAAGUAACAGAAUAAAAUAUAAUACCAAAAUAUGAAAAAUUAGUUCUUUCAAAAAGUGUUAAAUUAAAAAAAUUAAAUGAAUAUGGACUUCCAUUAAAUGAUGGCUAUGAUUAUUCCAAACAUUUUGUAUAAUCAAGUAAAAAAAAUAAAAAAUAAAUAUAUAAAUUAUUUAAAUAGAUAGCUAAAACUCAGGCGUUCUAGAAGCUGUUUUAUAUGCUGAUUAUAAAUUUGCUCCAAAAUUAAAAGAAGAUAUUGAUUAUGAUUAUGAUGAAAUGA
Molecule: messenger RNA, 846 nt
Organism: Ichthyophthirius multifiliis
Lineage: Eukaryota; Ciliophora; Oligohymenophorea; Hymenostomatida
Exons: 2
Source: RefSeq, a predicted model, not a curated record